This is a messenger RNA of Diospyros lotus (date-plum), 2339 nucleotides long. Its product is annotated as serine/threonine-protein kinase BSK2. Bases 353 to 1864 code for a protein of 503 amino acids. Gene Ontology annotation, molecular function: protein kinase activity; protein binding; ATP binding. Gene Ontology annotation, biological process: protein phosphorylation; brassinosteroid mediated signaling pathway. The record is from RefSeq and is a predicted model, not a curated record. The transcript is spliced from 10 exons. NCBI's taxonomy places the organism in Eukaryota, Viridiplantae, Streptophyta, Magnoliopsida, Ericales, Ebenaceae.
CAGCCCUCUCUCUCUCUCUCUCUCUGUCUCUCCACUUUCUCUCCCUUCACGUGCUCAUGAUCAACCUAUCAUGUGACCUCUCUCUGUUCCUGAAUCCUGACUACUCUAAUCAAGUAAUCAUCACUCCUCCUCCUCCUCCCUCUCUGCAAUUAAUUUUCUUUCUCGGGUCUCUGCCGCUUCCCACUCAAGCUCAGCUCAGUCAAUACACCCCCAUUGACUCUCCAUUUUGAUCAUUCCUUCGCUUCCUGUCUCCAAUCAAACCGUCCAUUCCAAGCUUCAACAGAGCAAGAAACGGGAAAGAAACCAGGCGCGGGGAGAGAGAGAGAGAGAGAGGUCUAUGUAGAAUCCAAGCAUGGGCUGUUUCCAGUCCAAGACUGCCAACAUUCAGUCACCAGACGAAGACGCCCCUCCGCCCGAACCCAAGCCAGAUCCAGCGAAUGGGGAGACGUUGGAUCAAGAUCAAGUGCCUCCGUUCAAGGAGUUUGGUCUGGCGGAGCUCCGAACGGCCACCAAUGGCUUCAGCAGCGACUUGAUAGUGUCGGAGAGCGGAGAGAAAGCUCCCAAUGUUGUUUACAGAGGCAGGCUUCGCAACAAUCGCUUUGUCGCCAUUAAACGCUUCUCCAAGCAGUCUUGGCCCGAGCCUCAACAGUUUUUGGCAGAAGCUGCUGGAGUUGGAAAGGUUCGGCAUAAGAGAUUGGUGAACUUAAUUGGUGGUUGUGCCGAGGGAGAUGAGCGUCUACUGGUGGCAGAGUACAUGCCCCAUGAUACACUCUCAAAACAUCUCUUUCAUUGGGAUAAACAACCUUUGCCAUGGGAGAUGCGUGUUAGAGUUACACACCACAUUUCACAAGCUCUUGAUCAUUGCAGUGCUGAAAAUAGGAAAAUCUAUCAUGAUUUGAAUGCUUACAGAGUUCUUUUUGAUGAGGUAGUCUUUGCUGUUCUUUUGUUAUUUUGCCAGAAUGGUGACCCCCGACUGUCCAGUUUUGGUCUUAUGAAAAAUAGCCGAGAUGGAAAAAGCUAUAGCACCAACCUGGCUUAUACGCCUCCUGAGUUUUUGCGCACAGGUAGGGUCAUCCCAGAGAGUGUGGUCUACAGUUAUGGAACAGUUCUGCUGGACCUUCUGAGUGGAAAGCAUAUCCCUCCAAGUCAUGCACUGGAUUUGAUAAGGGGCAAAAAUGUGUUGUUGCUGAUGGAUUCAUCCUUGGAAGGACAGUAUGCUGAGGAAGAUGCAACUGCAUUGGUUGAACUUGCUUCAAAAUGUCUUCAAUAUGAGGCGAGAGAUCGACCAGAUGUCAAGUUUCUUCUCACAGCAGUAGCACCCCUGCAAAAGCAGAAAGAGGUCGCAUCCCAUGUUUUGAUGGGUCUGACAAAAACUCCUGUGGUGCUGCCGACCAUGCUUUCCCCUCUUGGAAAGGCUUGUGCAAGAAUGGACCUGACUGCAGUUCAUGAUAUCUUGCUUAAAACAGGCUAUAAAGAUGAAGAGGGUGCAGAAAAUGAGUUAUCAUUCCAAGAAUGGACUCAACAAGUUCAAGAUAUGUUGAAUACAAAGAAGUUUGGAGAUAUUGCAUUUAGGGACAAGGAUUUCAAGAAUGCCAUUGAUUAUUAUUCAAAGUUGGUAUCAAUGAUGUCUGUCCCUUCUGGUACUGUCUUUGUGCGUCGAGCCCUUUCCUACUUGAUGAUUGGUCAACCUGAAUUAGCCCUAAGGGAUGCCAUGCAGGCUCAGGUGUGCUUGCCUGAGUGGCCCACUGCCUUCUACAUGCAGGCUCUUGCCCUAUCCAAACUUGGAAUGGAAACUGAUGCUCAAGACAUGCUAAAUGAUGGAGCCUCCUUUGAGGCCAAGAAACAAAACAGCUGGCGCGGUUAACUUCAACAACCUGAUGGCUGCAACUCCAGUUUCUGCUUCAUUCAGGAAAAUCUGAUCAAUCCAAUUGCUAAUAGGCUGCAAGAGAGAUUCAUUUGGGGAAACAAAUUAGAUGGUUUUUUCAGUACCUAGUCUGUUGUAGACAAGAUAGUAUCAUAGCCAAGAAAUGUAUAAAGCUCUUAUAAUUGCCAAAUAAGUAUAUUUAUUAGUUGCCCAUCAAUUUCAUUUUGUUUUAGCCCGUUUCUCUGUUGCAUGGAAAUUGGUUGAACUCGUUGAUUAGGGCUUCCAGUAUCAAAAGGUUGUGUUUUAGAUGAAGAGAGCUCGCUAUAACACAAGCUUCGGCUACUGCCUUGCUCAAAUCCAGUUUGUUGAACAGUUAAAUGUGCUCUAUGCUUGUUAGCAUUUGAACUUGUGUCUGGCAAUUGAAUUUGUUUCAGAGAGCUACAUAAUACACUAUUUGAGCGCUAUUCUUUUGACA